This is a messenger RNA of Phycodurus eques (leafy seadragon), 12892 nucleotides long. Its product is annotated as nucleus accumbens-associated protein 2. The transcript has 7 exons. Gene Ontology annotation, molecular function: DNA-binding transcription factor activity, RNA polymerase II-specific; protein binding; RNA polymerase II cis-regulatory region sequence-specific DNA binding. Lineage: Eukaryota; Metazoa; Chordata; Actinopteri; Syngnathiformes; Syngnathidae. The record is from RefSeq and is a predicted model, not a curated record. Bases 493 to 2268 code for a protein of 591 amino acids. Gene Ontology annotation, biological process: regulation of transcription by RNA polymerase II.
CUCCCACUCCUUUCAUCAUUGAUUCACACUGCUCUCUCUCGCUCUAUCUAUCACGCAUUCUCUCUGUCGCUCCCUCUGCACUGGCACUUGUUGAAUCUACGCUUCGUGAGGAGGACGGAGAGAUGGGAAAGCGGCGUAGCGCUUAUGACAGGCAGACAGGGGGAGUCUUUACAGCACGGAAUGGAAUACCGACAUAGAAGACCGAUUGGAAACGGAAAAGUCAGUCAUGCCGCAGAGCAAAAGAGAAGCCUGUCUUUGUCAGGGGGAUUUAGUAGGGAUGACACUUUAAGAGCGCACGUCAAACUCCGAUUUUGGGACUUCACCACUGCCAACCAGUCAGCCAGCCGCCGCUUUGUCUGCAUGUCGACUGCGAAGACUGUCUGAGCACGUUUCACUGCAUUAGUGCAUGACACUGUUAUGUGCUGCUUUCUCCAGAUUCCAUUGCUCACUGGCGCAUUCUGCUGUCCAUAGCAGAAUUCUCCUGGUCCAAAUAUGUCGCAGCUGCUCCACGUGGAAAUCCCAAACUUCGGUGCCACGGUACUGGGCUCUCUGAACGAGCAGCGUUUGUUAGGACACUACUGCGAUGUCUCCAUCCUGGUCAAAGGCCAGGCAUUCAAAGCUCACCGGGCAGUGCUGGCUGCCAGCAGCCUGUACUUCCGCGACCUCUUCAGCACGUCCACAAAGACCCAGUUCGAGUUGCCCUCUUCGGUCACACCGGCAUGCUUCGAGCAGAUUCUCUCCUUCUGCUACACGGGCAAGCUGACCAUGGCAGCGAGCGAGCAGCUGGUCGUCAUGUACACAGCGGGCUACCUGCAGAUCCAGCACAUCGUGGAGCGCGGCAUGGACCUGAUGUUUAAGGCCAACUCGCCUCACUGCGACUCACAAACGGCCGGCACCUUAGAGGAGACUGGUUCGGAGCCGCAGAGUCCAUGCAACAAUGGCAACGGCCUGGCAGUGGCAGCCCUCCUGGCGAACCCCGGAUGGUCCCCAUCUCUCCUCAUGCCGCCGCGCAAGAUUAAACUAGAGGGUGGCGAUCCCACACCCCUCACCAUUGCAACCACGCAAGGCAAAAUCUCCUCCUCGGAGUUGGGCAAUCGGCUGGCAAGGGCGAGUUCGCUCUUCUACACCACAACCGGAGGGACCACUAUCCCCGGCGUUCCCCCUUACCACCUUCUGGGUGCCAUGGGAGGUGGGACAGGGGGCGGAGCGGUGGGUGAGCGUUCAAGUCCUGGUGAAUCCAGUCUGCCCACCACUGACAGUCCCACGUCAUACCAGAAUGAGGAUGAAGAGUUUGAGGAAGAGCCCUAUGAUGGAAUGGCGGAGGACGGCUUUGGUCACCUCUAUGCACGUUCAGGCAACCCCUAUGGCAUGCCAGACAAGCCCGAGAUUGCAGGCGUGCCGCUGGCCUUGGAGAACCGCAACUGUGUGCUGAUCCGUCGGGACCUGGUGGCACUACCCGCCAGCCUCAUCAGCCAGAUCGGCUACCGAUGUCACUCCAAGCUCUACACCGAGGGAGACCCCGGGGAGAAGCUGGAACUGGUCGCCGGUACACAGGUGUUCAUGACACGAGGUCAGUUGAUGAACUGUCAUCUUUGCGCCGGAAUCAAACACAAGGUCUUGCUGCGUCGUCUGUUGGCGACGUUCUUUGAUCGAAACACUCUAGCCAACAGCUGUGGGACUGGUAUCCGCUCCUCCACCAGUGACCCCAGUCGAAAACCCCUGGACAGCAGGGUCCUCAAUGCUGUCAAACUCUACUGUCAAAACUUCAACCCUAACUUCAAGGAGAGCGAAAUGAAUGUGAUUGCUGCUGACAUGUGCACCAACGCGCGGCGCGUCCGUAAGCGCUGGCUGCCCAAAAUCAAGUCCAUGCUACCCGACGGUAUGGAGGUGUACCGUACCGGCAUGGCCAUGGGCGCAGCCGUGCCAAUGGGCCUGAACCUUGGCCUGGGCGCCAACCCGCAACAGGUGGCGCUUCCAUUCGAGGCUGACUUCAAGAGCUUCGAGCAGAGGCUGUACCCUGAGCGCAAGGACCCCCUGAGGACUCAUCCGUCGCUGGCCAACGGCAGCCCGGGCUCAGCAGCGGCGGCUUCCGAGGCGGAAGGCGGAGGAGUCCAGGAGGAGCAGGAGGAGGACGAGGAGGACGCCGGCUUGGAGACUGUCGACGCCUCGACAAAUUUGAGCUCCAACGGCGGCGAGGCGUCUGCUUGUGGCGACGCGCCGACCGAGCAAGAAGCUUUUGGACAAGGGCUGAGGGUGAACGGACAGUGAAUGUCCCCUCGCAACAUGUUUGUGAAGUUAUGCUUAACCUUUUGCUUGUUCUCCUCCGCCAUCUUUCCUCUUCUUCUUCUUGUGCUUCCUCCGCGGUGCAAAAAGCUUGUGAUCGUACGCCAGGGGAAUUUGCUGCACGUGUACGUGCACAGAGGCGCUUUUGUGCAGCUACCCCAUUGUUGACUUACAAAAAGCGCUCCAAGCAGACACAGGCAUCAAGAUGGUGACUAUCCUAUACUUCACCUUUCACGUAUUCCUCAGAAUUUCACCUUGACAAAUAACAAUGUGACUGGCAUACAAAAGCGCCUCUUUUGCCGGAGCUCUAGAACCUUUUUACAAAGUAGCAAGGAAUUAUCUAAUAGCGAAAAGUGAAAUACACGCAACAUCAAAUGUUCUUUUUUCACACAGUACCUGAAAUGAAGGAAAGAACAUAUUUUACUACCUAUUGUAUCCCUUGGUGAUUGUAUACAUAGUACAGAUAUUUGUUUUGUGUCCAUAUCGCAUUCAAAUUUUCAUCACUGGCCAGAAAUUUGUGAAUGUUUUGUGCGGAGAACACGCUUUUAUUCGGCUCAAGUUAAUAUUUUGUGUACUUUUCACAAAAUCUGAAAUCUGAAAAUUGUAACUUUUUCCAUAUUCAACCAUUUCUGAUAUUUUUUGCCCAGAGAUCACAGUUCUCAUUUAAACAUGUUCAAAUUUCACGUGAGGGUAAACAGGACUUGAUCUCAACAUUCGUCAAAAAUUUUAACUUUAUUCAUAGUUAGCCGUUUCUGAUAUUUUUGUGUGUGGAAAGAUCACAUACAAAAUUGGUGUGUUGGUAACAGUGCUUGAGAGAUCUCGUUUCCUAAGAAUGUUAACUUUCAUCACAGUUAGCCGUUUCACGAUAUUUUUUGUGUGCAGAACACUUGUCACAUUUUUAUUUGUAUAGUGUUAAAAUUUGCUAUGUUUGUAACAGUACUUGAGAUCUCAACAUCGGCCAACAAUUGUAAAUUUCUUCUUAGUUAGCCAUGUCGGAUUUUUGUCAUAGUUUUUAGAACAGGUCAGUUUUGUUUGGAUCACGUUUGUGCGUGGAGCACAUAUCACAAGUUUCCUUGGACCAUUAUCAAAUUCUGUACAGUACCUGAGAUCUCAACAUUCUGUGUCAUAGUUUGACGUUUCCGCUAUUUUUUGUGCGCAUAACACAAGUCACGUUUUUUGGGGGGUCGGAUUAAAGUUUUGAGUGUUUGUAACAACACCUGAGCUCUCAACGUGGGCCAAAGAAUUGCAAUUGGAAUUUUUUUGUGUGUGUGUGUGUGUGUGUGUGUGUGUGUGCGUGCGCGCGCGCACCGAACCAAGUUUCACGGUUCUAUUUGGAUCAUGUUCAAAUUUUGCAAGUUGGUAAGAGCACUUGAGAUUUCAACCUGGGCCAAAAAUUAUCUCUUUCUUCAAUUCAUGAAGUUAUAACACUUGAUUGCAUAGAUUCAAUGUUAUUUCAAUGUUGAAACAGUUAUAUGGUACAUAUACAAUAUCACAAUUAGAGGAUGCCCUAUGGGAUACAACCAUGCAUUUCUUGUUUGUUUAUGCUUAUAGUGCUGUAUCAGUGUGACGAUGCCUAUGUCUGCUUUUGGAACGCGUUCGCUGACCCCACAGACACACACACACACAGUAUAAAUGCUAGGCAACGCAUUGAAAAAAGAAAAUAACCACGCACUGCAACAAUGCUUUUUGUACAACAGUAAUCUUGUCUUGGGGUAAAAGAACAUGCACUAAAUGUUACAUUGCAUGCAUGAGUACCAAGGGUGGCUGAUUACCAUCCAGUCUAUAGAAAACUGCAAGUAUACAAGAAAAUGACUGUGUUGGGGUUAUUUUUAAUUGUAUUUUCUAACUGAGAUCUUACCUCUGCGUGCUAUGUGUUGUCACCUGGGUGUGACCCAGAAGUGACUUGUGUUUGACAUGAUCAACGGUGCGCGCUGCCAGCCCGCCUCGAUGGGGUGUGGGAGGUUUUUCUGAUCGAAGCCUUGUUUUACCUUUACAUCCACAUGAUCCUCCUUCCAUCCUAUUGUAUGUUCUUUCCCCCCCAGAGGGGUAGGGCAGGUAAAUUAUUAUCGACACACAGCUGGCUUCUUACAUUUGCACUCUAAAAUACUUUUUAAAUCAUUUUGCGAAAGAUGUGACUGAAUCUGAGACUGAAAGUGGUCUCCUGUUGGAAUGAAAAUAUAUAUAUAUAUAUUUUUUUUUUUUUUUUUUUAAAGGAGGGCGAUAUCAAAUAUGGAUUUAAGAGCUAUUUAUUUGUCUUGCACAGAUGCUUUUCUAUUUCCAUGCUAUCUAAUCCCAGCCCGUUUUACUUAUUCAUGUCCCCAAUUCAUGUUAAAUUCGAAUUUAAUCCCACACAAUAAGAUUAGUUAACAAUAACAUUUUCCCACGAUGCAAAAAUAAUUUGUGUUUAUUUCUGAAAGACGUGCCAUUUGCAAGCAUAUUUGGAGGCGAGCUUUAAGAUGGUCCUGCACAGGGAGUACAGGGUUGUAAUUGCACUAUAGGUAAUGAUGAAAAUUAUGUUUACAGUGUCUUUUUUUGUUUUUGUUCAAAUGUCACUUAGAACAGAGCUAGCAAGACUAGAAUGGCUUGAGAGGCUGAAUGUAAACUUUUAGCUCUGCUUUAGCAAAUGUUCCUGAACGGUCUUCCAAUAUAGGUAGUCGUCAGCCUUUUUCCCCAACUGAUCAAAUUUGAGCGAGGUGCAUCUGCUGCUUUUAGCACUCCAAAAAUGACUUGUACACAUGCUUUUAGUGAAUUUAAAUAUUGUAGAAAAUGUUUAUUUCACUACUGUAGUUCAAUUCAAAAAGAGAACCCAUAACUAUUAUUUUGUUUUGUAUUGAUGAUUAUAGCUAAUGAAAACUCCAUAUUCACCAUUUCUUUAAAUUACAUUAUUACAUAAUAAAAAUUAUUUAUAAUAUGGAAAUUAGGAAUUGGCCUUCUGAAAGGUGUUACUACAGUCCUCUUCAAAAGCAUUUGAACGGCAAGGACAAGUCCUUUGUUUUUGUUGUAUACUGAAGACAUUUGGGUUUCAGAUCAAAAGAUGAAUGAGACGAAAGUUCAGAAUUCCAGCUUUUAUUUCAUGGUAUUUACAUCUAUAUGUGAUAAACAACUCAGGACAGAGCACCUUUUGUUUGAAGCCACCCACUUUUCAAGUGAGCAAAGGUAUUGGAACAGACAUUAUUAAAUUAAUUUAAAGUGAAUAACAUUUAAUAUUUGGUGGUUUGGUGGCAUAACCCUUAUUUGCAAUAACUGCAUCAAGCCUGCGACCCAUUGACUUCACCGGAUUGUUGCAUUCUUCAUUUGAAAUGCUUUUCCAAGACUUUACUGCAGCCUCUUUCAGUUCUUGUUUGUUUCUGGGGGUUUCUCCCUUCAGUCUCCUCUUCAGGAGGUAAAAUGCAUGCUCUAUUGGGUUAAGGUCUGGUGAUUGACUUGGCCUGUCUAAGACCUUCAAACUUUUCCCCCCGAUGAAGUCCUUGUUGUGUUGGCAGUGUGUUUUGGGUCAUUGUCUUGUUGCAUGAUGAAGCUUCUCCCGAUUAGUUUAGAUGCAUUUUUCUGUAAAUUGCCGGACAAAAUGGUUUUGCAGUAUGCCGUGGCACCUAUUACGAUUGGGAAUCUGUGCCAUGAGGCCGAUUCGAAACGUACAGUCCCCUCCAAAAGUAUUGGAACGGCAAGGUCAAUUCCUUAGUUUUUGUUGUAUACUGAAGACAUUUGGGUUUCAGAUCAAAAGAGGAAUGUCAGAAAAAAGUUCAGAAUUCCAGCUUUCAUUUCAUGGUAUUUAUAUCGGGACGUGUUAAACAGCUCAGGACACAGAGCACCUAUUGUUUGAAGCCACCCACUUUUCAAGUGAGCAAAUGUAUUGGAACAGACAUAAUUAAACUAACUUAAAGUGAAUAACGUUUAAUAUUUGGUGGCAUAACCCUUGCUUGCAACAGCAUCAAGCCUGCGACCCGUUGACUUCACCAGACUGUUGCGUUCUUCAUUUGAAAUGCUUUUCCAGGCCUUUACUGCAGCCUCUUUCAGUUCUUGUUUUGUUUCUGGGGGGUUCUUCCUUCAGUCUCCCCUUCAGGAGGUAAAAUGCAUGCUCUAUGGGGUUAAGGUCCGGUGAUCUACUUGGCCAGUCUAAGACCUUCCACUUUUUCCCCCUGAUGAAGUUCUUUGUUGUGUUUUGGGUCAUUGUCUUGUUGCGUGAUGAAGCUUCCCCGUUGGAUGCAUUUUUUCUGUAAAUUGUCAGACAAAAUGGUUUUGUAGACCAGAAUUCAUUCUGCUGCUACUAUCAGGCAUUACAUCAUCAAUAAAGACUACUGAGCCUGUUCCAGAAGACAUUACCUCCACCAGGCUUGAGAGGAGGUUGUGUGUUUUGGAUCAUAAGCAGAUGCUUUCUUUCUCCAUGGCCUUUCCAUCACUUUGGUAGAGGUUAAUCUUGGUCUCAUCAGUCCAUAAAGGUUUGUUCCAAACCUUUUGUGGCUCAUCUCUGUAUUUUAUUGCAAAAUCCAAUCUGGCCUUAUAAUUAUUUUUAGUGAUGAGUGGUUUGCAUCUUGUGGUAUGGCGUGUAUUUUUCUUCUCUCAAAGUCUUCUUUGAACAGUGGAUUGUGAUACCUUCACCCUUGCCCUGUGGGGGUUGGCAGUGAUGUCACUGUCUGUCUUUGGUUGUUUCAUUACAGUUCUCACAAUGUUUCUGUCAUCAACUGCUGUUGAUACCCUUGGCCGACCUGUCCGUUGUUUGUUGCUCAGUACACCAGUCGUUUUUCUUUUUCAGGACAUUCCAAAUUGUUGUACUGACUAUGCCCAAUGUUUGCGCAAAAGCUUUGAUUGAUUUUUCCCUCUUCUCUGUUUCAAAAUGGUUUAGAUUUCUCCCAUAGGCAGCUCUCUGGUCUUCAUGUUUGCGUAACAGCAAAUGCAGGUUUCAGAGGUAAAACCCAAAUCCAAAAAGAAGAACUAUUUAAUGUUUAAGCAUCAAUCUAGAAGUUAACACCUGAGCAACUAGAAACACCCAUCGGUUACAUGUUCCAAUAUUUUUGCUCACUUGAAAAGUGGGUGGGUUCAAACAAAGGGUGCUCUGUCCUGAGUUGUUUAACACAUCUAAAUGUAAAUACCAUGAAAUAAAAGAUGGAAUACUGAACUUUUUUGUCUCAAUCAUCUUUUGAUCGGAAACCCAAAUGUCUUCAGUGUACAACAAAAACUAAAUAAUUGACCUUGCUGCUCCAAUACUUUUGGAGGGCACUUUGUGUUAAGUUAAUCUAUGAGUGUCAUUUUUUGUAGCGAGCAAUUGAAAUAAAUGAUCUUUUCUACCACUUUCUAAUUUGAGAUGCACCUGUAUAUUUCCUCAAAUAAUGGCCUCCCAUCUAAUAGACGCCGUGUCUCAGUUUGUCACCAGGUGCAUAGGUCCCUUAAAAAACUCUCCCAAAGAAAAGGUCUUACAGCUGUGCACCAUGACUGCAAGCUUCAAGAAUGACUUCACCACUGUUCAAGCAGGUGUCAAUAGCCUCGUUCACACAGAGGGAACACAAAAUGGCCACACAACAGAAGACCCAGAAUGUAUCCACCUUUUUACGUAGAACCCAGGAAAGUCGGGAAAUUUCCACAAUUGUGUGCUUUUGCAGAGCAACUCACAAACUUGAUUUGAUGACAUCAGCGCCAGCAUCUGAUGUGAUGUACAAAUACCCAGCAGGACAGCGACAAUUGCUUUCAGUGUCAGAUGUUAAACUCCAGACUGCAGAAUUCUCUUAUCCACAGGUGACUUCCUGGCUCUUGUAUGGCUUUGACACUACCAACUUUGGCUUUAUACACAGGUGCUGCCUCAGAAGGUAGAAUAUUGUUGAGCCAACAUUGUCCCACCUCCCAUUCCACAUUGCCAGGUCGACAUUACAAAUGACAGUGUGUUUUCAAUUGCUUUAUCUGGAUAAAUAAAAGGUAAAUCAAUUGGUGCCCAUGUAUGCAGAACAGUGACACUGACAAAGGUAGACAAAUUAUUGCUUUUAACAAAGAUUAUGACUCUGAUACUACCUCUGAAGGCGAGAGAUUGCUAGGUUGACUUCAUCCCCCUUAUUUUGCGUUGAUUCCAUUCAACCAGGCUCCAUUCAUCUAGGCAAUGUUGGUUGCCAUAAUGCCUCUGAUACUACCUCUGAAGGUACCAAAACACGAAAAAAGACAUAGAGAUACCAGACUUUUGAAGGCAGUUUGAAAGGGGCUUUUAACACGGGUGCAAUCCCGCCCUGCCAUGGCUCGACUACCUCCAAAAGCGGAAAAUUGCCAGGUUGACUUUAGCCUCAUUCCGUGUUGGGUUCCCUUCAUACUGAACAAAGGAACAAACAAAAAGCUGGCAAAAAUAAAUCUUUUACACCCAAUAUAAGUAGGGCUUUACACAUAGGUGGCAACCCGCCUCUGUUACUACCUCUGAAGGCGGAAAAUUGCCUGGUCAACUUUAGCGCCCCUAUUUCAUGUUGGUUUCAGUCUAGAGAACAAAGAAAUUGAUGAAAGGCGGUGUAAAGUGGCUUUUAACAAAUGUUCCAUCCCACUGCUGAUACUACCUCCAAAAGUGGAAAAUUGCCAGGUUGACUUUGGCCCCCUGGUUGAUUCCGUUUAUACAACAUGAAAAAUAAAGAGAAAAACUGCUGUUUGACUUUCAGGGAGUGUAAAAGGGGCCAUAUGCGUAAGCGCUGUCUGGCCUUUUUACAGCUCUGUUACUACCUCUUAAUGUGGAAAAUUGCUGGGUCUUCUUCACCCCCCCCCCCCCAAUUAUAUGACUUUUUAUGUGGUGCUCUUCUGUAUGAACUACACCAACAUGGGGGGAAAAAGGCAGAAACGUGUUUGACGUUUCAGCCAGUGUAAAAGGGGCUGCCUCUGUUGAGGUUCUGAUACUACAGUAGGCUACCUCCGAAGGCGGAAAUUUGCUUGGUCGACUUCGCGCCCCCUCACAUCCAUCUGGUGGAGCCUAUCCCAGCUAUCGCCGGGCGGGAGGCGGGGUACACCCUAAACCAGUCAGUCGCAGGGCACAUGGAAACAAACAAACAACCAACCAUUUGCACUCACAUUCACACCUACGGGCAAUUUAGAGUCUUCAAUCAACCUAGCAUGCACGUUUUGGGGAUGUGGGAGGAAACCGGAGUGCCCGGAGAAAACCCAACCAGGCAUGGGUAGAACAUCCAAACUCCACACAGGCGGCGCCGGGAUUUGAACCCAAGUCCCCAGAACUGUGAGGCAGAUGUGCUAACCAGUCGUCCACUGUGCCGCACAUUCUGGGGAAAAAAAUAAAUGCCCGAAGUACUGGAACAAUACUCCACUGAUCUAUCCCUAUUAAAUCCCUGAAUAACCCUUGAAUAAAAGACUUAAAAGUCUUGGCCACUGUUUGAGGAAAUACUGAAGUUCACUGGGAAUUCCCAAUGAAUAAUUGACCUGAUUUUUUUUUUUUUUUUUUUAUACCUAUAUAUUACUACAUUUUGAGUUCCUUAAGUUGAAAAUUGGAGCCAAUUAUGAAGUGCAUUUUUGUACACCAUGCACCCAUUAUUUUAGUGGAUGAUCAAACCAAGUAAGAUUAAAUUAUAUAUGAAAAAACAAUGUAUGGAAAUGCUACACUGUGGUAAAGGGGUGUGAAGCUGUGCCUUAGACUGUGACUGUGCGUGCGUCAGUGAUGCACACCAAGACUGACUGAAUUAAAUGCAACUUUAUUUUAUUUAAUUGUUUUUACUAAAGCUGUAAUUUUACUGAACCUGACCUCCAAAAUGGCUUUUUUUUUUUACCCAAUGUAAUAUUGAUAAUGGCGGAUCAUGUUUUUUAAAAGGAGAAAAGAGUGGGCAUCAAUACAAAAAAAAAAAAUCUGUGGUACCACUUCACAAUAUUGUAUUUUUUGUUUUUGUUUUGAUGAAAUCGCUAGAACACACUUGUAAAUGGCUUGUCUUAAAAAAAAAACAACUGGAAAAGUUUCCAUGGGACUAGAUAUCGGAAAAAUUAUAAUUAUUAUGUUACAACUGCAAAUAAUAAACAGUAUUGCAUAUGAAUAUACAUUUUGUUAAGAAAAUAAGCCAAGAAAUACAUUUUAAACAAUAUUUUGCAGAUGUUUCCACUUAUGGCAAAUCUAAAUAUUCCUGAUGGUUUCAUUUAUUAAUUUAAAGAAAUAUAUUAAUACAAUUCUAAUUCUCAUUUGACAUGACAAAAUAUUAACUAUUUCCCAAAAUGUCUAAAUUUCCAAAUGUGUUUUUAUAAAUAUUAAUCAACCAUAUUUGAUAGUACCUGUUAAAUAAGAACAGCAAUAUGUAAAAAAUACAUUUUAUUAUAACAAACUAAAAUAUUGCAUUAUAAUAGAAUCUUCAUGAAUUGAAACAGUGUUCAUUCAAUAAUAACCCACGUAUAAACUUUUCCGGUGUAUUGUAAAGUGGUAUCAGCUGAAAACACCCUUUAAAAAAAAAAAUAUAUAUAUACUUUUACAUACUUUUUAAAAACAUGUUUCCUCAUGUUUAUUGUCAUGAUAACCUGCGAAUGUCAUGACGGACUUUGUACUGACUGAAAGAGAAAGAAAGCCCUGAAAGAUUUUUCUGAUCUAUUUAAAUGCUCAUUUUCCUCACUUUGCCCUUCAGAUAACUUCACACCCACUCGUUCAUUGAUGUUCGUAAAUAAAGGGUGGUAUAAGGCUUCAAAAAACAAAGUUGAUAUGCAAAAAGAGGGAGCGCUUGUACCAUCAAGAUGCAUGCCAUUCAAAGCUAACCCGAUGAAACCUCUGACCUUUUAUGCACCGUGUAUUAAUGCUACUUUAAACACAAGACUGAAGUGUCGCAGCAGGCUGGCUUUUCUUCUUUUCUUGUCACAACAACACUUUGUUGGGCCUUUUUAGUGAAUGUUUUUUGUGUACAGCGAGAAGAGAGCGCAGGGAAUAUACGUCAGAUAACUCCCUGGUGGUGCAUUUGAAUCUUCAGCAGACUUUUGAGAAAGAAAAGAAAAUGCACGCAAAUGUUUGAAUGUGUAUGUAUUUGUCCUUGAACCAGCACUUUAGAGGGAUUUCAGGCAGGAUUUCCCAAACACUCAGCUCAAAGCGAAAAUUACCAAUCUAUGUCCUCCCAGGGACCGCAAAUUACCAUAGCGUUGACAUACAGUGGGUACGGAAAGUAUUCAGACCCCCUUAAAUUUUUCACUCUUUUUUUUAUAUUUGCUAAACUCAUUUAAGUUCAUUUUUUUUCCACAUUAAUGUACACACAAUGCCCCAUAUUGACAGAAAAAAACUGAAUUGUUUACAUUUUUGCAGAUUUAUUAAAAAAAGAAAAACUGAAAUGUCACACAGCCAUAAGUAUUCAGACCCUUUACUCAGUAUUUAGUAGAAGCACCAUUUUGAGCUAAUACAGCCAUGAGUCUUUUUGAGAAUGAUGCAACAAGUUUCUUACACCUGGAUUUGGGGAUCCUCUGCCAUUUCUCCUUGCAGAUCCUCUCCAGUUCUGUCAGGUUGGAUGGUGAAUGUUGGUGGACAGCCAUUUUCAGGUCUUUCCAGGGAAGCUCAAAUGGGUUUAAGUCAGGGCUCUGGCUGGGACAUUCAAGAACAGUCAUUGUUGGGACUGCAUUGGACAGGUGAUGAGCAGUACCUGGUUUUCUCCACACAUGCCACUUAGAAUUAAGGCCAACAAUUUCUAUCUUGGUCUCAUCAGACCAGAGAAUCUUAUUUCUCACUAUCUUGGACACCUUCAGGUGUUCUUGAGCAAACUCCAUGCGGGCUUUCAUGUGUCUUGCACUGAGGAGAGGCUUCCGUCGGGCACUCUGCCAUAAAGCCCCGGCUGGUGGAGGGCUGCAGUGAUGGUUGACUUUCUAGAACCUUCUCCCAUCUCCCGACUGCAUCUCUGGAGCUCAGCCACAGUGAUCUUUGGGUUCUUCUUUACCUCUCUCACCAAGGCUCUUCUCCCCCGAUUGCUCAGUUUGGCCGGACGGCCAGCUCUAGGAAGGGUUCCGAUCGUCCCAAACGUCUUCCAUUUCAUGAUUAUGGAGGCCACUGUGCUCUUAGGAACCUUUAAGUGCGGCAGAAAUUUUUUUGUCACCUUGGCCAGAUCUGUGCCUUGCCACAAUUCUGUCUCUGAGCUCUUCAGGCAGUUCCUUUGACCUCAUGAUUCUCAUUUGCUCUGACAUGCACUGUGUGCUGUAUGGUCUUAUAUAGACAGGGGUGUGGCUUUCCUAAUCAAGUCCAAUCAGUAUAAUCAAACACAGCUGGACUCCGAUGAAGGUGUAGAACCAUCUGAAUACUUAUGGGUGUGUGAUAUUUCAGUUUUUCUUUUUUAAUAAAUCAGCAAAGAUUUCAACCAUUCCAUUUUUUUCUGUCAAUAUGGGGUGCUGUGUGUACAUUUAAUGAGGAAAAAAUGAACUUAAAUGAUUUUAACAAAUGGCUGCAAUAUAACAGAGUGAGAAAUUUAACCCACUCACUUUAGACCUUACAUAAACUGAACAUUAAUUGGCACCACAUAAAGGAUACUGUUUAUCGAGGCUUACUUUAUACCCUUUGGGCCCCUGAUCCUCACGUUGGGCAACUGUAAUUUAGGGUCCCCUUCUGAAGAAAUGGUUUAUAAAUAGGUUACAUACAUAUUAAACAUGACUUUGAUAACAUCAUUAAAACUCAAACUAGGGUAAAAAAAAAAAAAGAAUUGGGAAU